Cyprinodon variegatus (sheepshead minnow) is the source of this 2412-nucleotide messenger RNA. Its product is annotated as transmembrane protein 255B-like. The transcript has 8 exons. Bases 1 to 849 code for a protein of 282 amino acids. Lineage: Eukaryota; Metazoa; Chordata; Actinopteri; Cyprinodontiformes; Cyprinodontidae. The record is from RefSeq and is a predicted model, not a curated record.
AUGUCUCAUUCAUCCUGGUGUCUUCAUCAAAGUUUCUUGUCUCUUCUGUGGCUGGCAGAGGUGAUGCUGAGGCUGAGGGGAGCCCUGUGGCUGGUUCUGAGCAUGCUCAGUCUGUCCCUGCUGCUGGUGGUGCUGGGAACCUACACGACGACCCGCACAGAGAGCCUGGAUGUGGCUGGUUAUGUCUCUGGAGCUAUUCUGACUGUCGGCUCGUUCCUUGGACUUUUAGGACUCCUCCUAGAAGAGAACCGCAGGCAGCUGCUUACAGCCGCCAUUGUAUUCCUGAGCUUUGGGAUCAUCACCUCCUUUUUAUGCCUGAUGAUUGAUGGUGUUUGUAUCCUCUUAAACAUGGACAUGCGUCCUCUUAAAGCAGGGAGGUGUCAGUAUUACAGCAGCGGCAGCGGUUAUAUCUAUGAGAACUCCUACAUUGCAGUGCCAUGUUGGACUCUGAGGGACUCUUGUACCAUGACCGUUCGAAGCGGGACCUGUUACUGCUGUGACCUGUACGACUGCGCCAAAGGAGACUAUAUGAAUAAUUACUUUGAGUUUGUUGGAGUACAAAGCUGUGAGGAAGUUUUCACGCUGUACAUUUUGAUCUGGACCCUCACCGGCCUGAACCUCGUGGCGUUUUUCACGGGGAUCCUGACUGCUGCCGUGCUCGGAAACAUCAAGUCCUUGAGGAGUACCGACCUGUUGACAGCUGCUCCUGGCAGGACCUCCUCCUGCCCUUCAGCUCCUCUGCUGAUGGACGCCAGGAACCACACAGCUCAGCAACUUCUUCCCGGAAUGUCGGAUUGUUUCCCUCGUGGAGAACCAAGAGCUUUCUCACAGGUUUUCCUCCAUCAGUGAUUCGGCACUCAGUCUAGACUGCCUCCCUUCAAACCGCUGCCCCAUCUCGGCUGCCUCAAAUAGUCCCCAGCAUUUCUGCAUGACCUUUAGUAUCACCCCAAAAAUGCAUCAAGCAGAAGAAGACAGAAAAUUUGCAUUGCACCUGCAAAUUUAAAGAGAUGCCAGUGGUUAUUCCUGUUCACCUCAGCAGACUUUAGAGAAAUCUGAGCUUAAUCAGACUUUAUCUAGAGCUGUAUAGGCAUAGGACACCAUAGGACAUAGGACACCAACUGUUAUGUGAAGAGAAAAUCAUGCUCUUUCAUGAAGUUAGAAAAAUUAUUUUUUGACGGUAUGAUAUUCAACGCUUGAAAUGUAUUCAAAUCAAUAGAACUUUAUUACAUUUUGUCAUGUUUUUAUCAAACAGGAAGUUACUGGCAUUUGAAAACUGUGAUAUGCAACAAUUCUGGGGUUUCUCUCCCCCAGUGUUGCACAUCGAUGCUCUGAAAGCAGAUGGUUUGGAAAUAACCCAAUUGUAACCAUUUAUGGUGUCAGGUUUGGACUGAACUAUCCCACGACUCAGAUCAAUUGAAGUUAGGUUUGUACAAAUUGGGGCUAAUGCUAACCCUAAAACACAAUAUUAAACUUUUUUUUCUAAGCAGAAAUAACUUUAGCUUUGGUCAUCAGGUGACAUCUGUUAAAAAGGCCUUUGAUGAAUUGGUUCAGUUUUAGCAUAAGCCAAUAGUUUGUAAAUAAAAAAAGUCCUACAGCUUUUAAAAAAUAGGAUUAACUUUCUACUGGCAGUAAUGUAUGUUUUUUUCAUAGUUAUGUCCGAUCAAAUCACAAUCCGAUCAACAAAGCUGUUUUUUGAGGAAUGUUGAGACUUUCCUUCAACGCAGAUAAUUGGAUGAAAAUUUGACCCCAAAUUUAAUUAAGGCUUUUCAACCUCUAAUCCUAUAUAAUUUAUUAAGGGCAGGAUUUAAUUUAAGAAUAUUAAAUCUUAACAUUUCUGACCUCAUUCUGACCUGGAGGAACAGCUCCUUUGAUCAUCUGUUCUUAGCGUUUUAUUCCAGAUUCCCCACGGGCAAACGAGCCGAACCACUUUCAAGUCAUCCUGAAAGAACCGAUGAACCCACUAACUAUCUCUGUCUUCUCACUCAUAACGAUUCAGCAGAUAGAGGAUGUGAUUGGAAUAAAAACAUGACAGAUCAUAGGCAGUGUUUCAUUUUCCCCCAUAGUUCAGUUGUGAUCAUUGUGCAGAUGUAAUUAGUUACAGACACACCAACCACAGGCUUCUAGGGAUUUAUCACAACUUCAUUAGUUUUUGUUCCCAUGUUUAUAGUAAUCAGAACUGGUUCUUUAUCACAUGCAUAGAUCACAUAUUUUUAUUAGGGAUCUAUUUUGGAGGAUUUUGUAUAAACCUAAAGUAUUUAUUGUGCUCUCUCAUUUUCUUUACAUGGUCUUGGAAAUAAUUUUCAAGGUUUAAAAGAAUUCCUAUUUGAGUUUGCCUUAAAGCUGUUCUUUUCAACUCUGUCGGCUCUAAUCAGCACACUUUAAACCUACAGAAAGUCCUAUUUUAUGUACUAC